AUGUACCACUCAGAUCUGAGACUCAAACUGAUCUGCUUCCUGUGCUGGAAGAUCUACACCGACCCUGUAACCCUGCCCUGCGGCCAUAACAUCUGCCUGCGCUGUAUUGGGGGAACAGGGGGAGAGCGGGGGGAGAGGGGAGAAGAUCCUUCCUGCCCUGAAUGCAAACAGACAUAUGAGAUACGGCCUGAACUGAGGAAGAAUGUGACUCUGUGUAACAUAGCGGAGUGUUUCCACCUUUACACAAAGCCCAGGGCCCCCCCUGUACCUGCAGUGAAGCGGGGUUCAUAUCUAACCUGCCCCCUGUGCCAGCUGAUCUAUACCGACCCUGUAACCCUGCCGUGUGGCCAUAACUACUGUCGGGUCUGUAUUAGGGGAACAUGGGAAAAGCAGAGGAAGAAGAGGGAAAUUCCUUCUUGCCCUGAAUGCGGAAAGACAUACAGUAAACACCUGGAACAGUUCAGGAACACCAAUCUGGGGAACAUUGUGCAGAAGGUCACUCUGAGGAACACUUUCCUUGUUGUCUUCUGCACUUACUGUAUCCACUCAGCAGAACCCUCAGCCGUACCAGCAACUAAAUCCUGCCUGCACUGUGCCACCUCUCUGUGUGAGCGUCAUGUGACAGAGCAUAGCCAAUCAGCAGAACAUGUAUUAACUGACCCCACCAGAAGAUGCUCCGCCCACCAGGAACUGCUGAGAUAUCGCUGCACUAAGGAUGGGGCCCGUGUCUGUGUGUCCUGCUGCCUGGCUGGGGAGCACCGGGGCCAUGGGGUGGAGCUGCUGAAUGAGGCUUCAGAGAUAAGAAAUAUUCAAGCCAAACUGAGCUGCUCCAUCUGCCGUAAGGUCUACACCGACCCUGUAACCCUGCCCUGUGGCCAUAACUACUGCCUGCGCUGUAUUGGGGGAACAGGGGGAGAGCGGGGGCAGAAGGUGGCCAGUCUGUCCUGCCCCAAAUGUGGCGAGAGCACGAGAGAGAUGGAACUGAGCAAGAACCUGACACUGUGUCACAUAGUGCAGUUACUCCCGACUCCCCCUGAGCAGCCGGACCCUGCUGAACCCCCCGCUUCCUUUGGGCACAGAAACUGCUCCGCACAUGGGGAACGGCUGAGAUAUCGCUGUACUGAGGAUGGGGCCCCUGUCUGUGUGUCCUGCUGCCUGGCUGGGGGGCACCGGGGCCACAGGGUGGAAAUGUUCCCCAAGGGGCAGGAGUAACUAGGAAGCAUUUUGGCAUCCUGGCUCCAGAUAUACAGAUAAUGAUGAGUGGGGCAUUUGAUUAUAAGGAUAUUAGCAGUCACUGAGGGGUUCUGUGCCCCCCAUAUAAAGGCACAAGGCUGCAGGCUGAGU
Molecule: messenger RNA, 1344 nt
Organism: Xenopus tropicalis (tropical clawed frog)
Lineage: Eukaryota; Metazoa; Chordata; Amphibia; Anura; Pipidae
Product: E3 ubiquitin-protein ligase TRIM47-like
Exons: 3
Coding region: 1-1212 (403 amino acids)
Molecular function (GO): zinc ion binding
Source: RefSeq, a predicted model, not a curated record